UUUUAAGGGGAAAAAGAAAGAAAAGAAAAAUAGCAAUCACAUGCCUGAGCCUGACUGAAUGAAUAUUCACAGCUAACUCUAAUUCAUAAUUGCUGCCUAAAAGAGAAUUCUCUCACUCAAUUCCUUUGCUUUCACAGUUAAUCACACACCAGUUGGCUGUAACUUCACCAGAAUUGUAAAGGGUUUGGAGGGAUGGCGUCGCUUUCCUGCAUCGCCUCCAUUUCCGCAGCUUCUUUGCAAUCCAGGAGAGCCCUCUUCUCCUCCUUUUGUAGGAACCCGCAUUUGCUUAGAUUCUCUCACCCUCGAUCAUGCAGGGUUGAUGUCAAGUGUAGCUAUGCUGACUCUAGCAUUGAGAGUUCUAACGUUGGUACGAUAGAUGUUGUGGCUGAUGUUAAGACGGAGCGAAUUGUAGUAUUAGGAGGCAGCGGUUUUGUGGGUUCUGCAAUAUGCAAGGCUGCAGUAUCCAAGGGUAUAGAAGUCAUUAGUCUUAGCAGGUCCGGCCGGCCUUCUUACUCAGACUCAUGGGUAGAUCAGGUCACUUGGCUGACAGGAGAUGUUUUUUAUGCAAACUGGGACGAGGUGCUCGCUGGUGCUACAGCAGUUGUUUCCACACUAGGAGGAUUUGGUAGUGAGGAACAGAUGCAAAGGAUCAAUGGCGAGGCUAAUGUGGUGGCUGUAAAUGCUGCUAAAGAUUUUGGUAUUCCCAAGUUCAUAUUGAUCUCAGUUCAUGAUUAUAAUCUUCCAUCUUUUCUACUCUCAACGGGUUACUUCACUGGGAAAAGGAAAGCUGAAUCGGAGCUUCUAUCCAAAUAUCCAACAUCAGGUGUUGUCUUCAGGCCUGGAUUCAUAUACGGGAAGAGGAAGGUUGAUGGAUUUGAGAUCCCUCUGGACCUGAUAGGGGAACCAAUAGAGAAGUUUCUGAAUGCUGUGGAGAACUUCACCAAACCUUUGAACUCUCUGCCUGCCUCUGAUUUACUUUUGGCCCCUCCAGUCAGUGUAGACGAUCUUGCAUUUGCCGUGGUGCACGCUGUUGUUGACGAUGAUUUCUUUGGCAUCUUCACAAUUGAGCAAAUCAAGGAGGCCGCUGCAUCAGUAAAGGUGUAAAAAUUUGUAAGGCUUAUGAAUCCACCAUUGUUGGAAGUGCCUACUGAUACAACUUUACUAUGAACUCAACUUAUAUGUCAACCUUAGACUCUCUUGAUUACUAGAAAGAAUUACACCCAUUGGCAAGUUUACUGAAGAAUCAACACUAUGAGUAUUCUUGUUGUCUUGUUAAUGGUUGUAAGUAUUCCUUUUUUUAUUGUAGCUAAUUUCAAAAUGCAAUUUAUGCCAAA
Molecule: messenger RNA, 1334 nt
Organism: Sesamum indicum (sesame)
Lineage: Eukaryota; Viridiplantae; Streptophyta; Magnoliopsida; Lamiales; Pedaliaceae
Product: NAD(P)-binding Rossmann-fold superfamily protein
Cellular component (GO): mitochondrion
Molecular function (GO): protein-containing complex binding
Source: RefSeq, a predicted model, not a curated record